Molecule: messenger RNA, 740 nt
Organism: Corylus avellana
Lineage: Eukaryota; Viridiplantae; Streptophyta; Magnoliopsida; Fagales; Betulaceae
Product: protein RADIALIS-like 2
Molecular function (GO): DNA-binding transcription factor activity
Source: RefSeq, a predicted model, not a curated record
AUUUUUGUGGUAUCUAAGGAGACAAAUCACAAAAAAUUCGACUAGAAUUUUGCAAGAUUUCUACGCCAACUGGCGCUACCCCACCUCACCCCCCUCCACUCCUGCUUAUAAAGAGAAGGUGCAUUGCCACCUCUUUGCACAUAGAAAAAUCCCCUUGACUUGAGUCUUCUCCCUUGACUAUCUAUCUCUUCAAACCUCUCUCAUUUCUUGCACUCACUCUAAGCUUCACCCUCCUAAGCAAUGGCAUCCAGUUCCAUGUCCUCCCACAGCUCUGACACGUGGACUGCUAAGGACAACAAGGCCUUUGAGAGGGCUCUGGCUGUGUAUGAUAAGGACACCCCCGACCGUUGGUACAAUGUCGCCAAAGCCGUUGGUGGGAAAACUCCUGAAGAGGUGAAGAGGCGCUAUGAAGAACUCGUGGAGGAUGUCAAGCGUAUUGAGGCUGGCCGCGUGCCCUUCCCCAAAUACAAGCCAACUCAGGGAAAUGAUGAGGACAAGAGGAUGAGAAACCUGAGGCUCCACUGAAAAACAACCGCCAUGGCAGCAACAAUAAAGAAUAAAUGGCGCUGCUCUUGCUAAUAUUUGACUUUCUUGUAAUUGCAAAUGGAUCACGAAUGAGUGAUUGUAAUUUCAGUUUCAUGUCCUUCAGUUCUAGUUUAUCACCUAUUGUAGUUCCUAUUCCACCGUAAUUAUAUCAGUGCAGUGCAGUGCAAUGAAAAAUAUAUAUAAAUAAAAAUAAU